AAGGUUAAAACCAAAGUUGUCGAUACCGUAUUGACAUGCGUAUCAGUUUUGUUAUUAGAACGGUGGUGCGGCGAUGCAGGGAGGACCAUUCGGCAUCGGCUACCGUCUCAAGUAUCAGGCCAGAUGCAUUUCCGAUGUCAAGGCAGACACAGAUCACACCGGCUUCAUCCCCGGAACUCUCAGCCUCAAAGAAGAAAACGAGGUGCAUUUGAUUCGGCUCUCUUCCGACCGAAUGGAGCUCAUAUGUGAGCGCUUGUUUUCGCAUCCUAAUGAGAUAUGGGAUCUCGUUUCGUGCCCCUUUGAUCAACGCAUGUUCUCCACCGUUUUCUUUACCGGUAACUGUUGUUUUCCCCUUUUUUAUGUUUAUUUUGUCAUUCAAUCACCCAUGUCCAUUUGGACUUUAUCCCUGAACGUUGUUUUGUUAGAUUUUCACUAGUUUUCACAAUUCUACAGCUUCGUUAGAUCUUUAACUGCUAGAAACUUCACUUAGUAUGUCAUUGGAUCCUUUUAUAGAAUUUCUGUCAAAGCUAUGCUGUUGCCAUGUAUUGGAAUAUGUG
Molecule: messenger RNA, 557 nt
Organism: Rubroshorea leprosula
Lineage: Eukaryota; Viridiplantae; Streptophyta; Magnoliopsida; Malvales; Dipterocarpaceae
Source: the annotation of a GenBank genome assembly